AUGUCUUCCACACAGACCGAGAGGGCUUAUCAGAAGCAGCCGACCAUCUUCCAGAACAAGAAGCGUGUUCUUGUUGGUGAAGGUGGCAAGGUGGCCAAGGAGAAGCUCCCACGCUACCACAAGAGUGUUGGGCUAGGCUUCAAAACCCCAAGAGAGGUAACUUACCCAACGACCUAAACUAUCCUGAAACUACAGUUGUGCUCCUUAUGGGCAGUAUGAUUAAUUUGUUGAAUUGUCUUUGGAAUACAUGACACCGGCUUGUCUAGUAGUCAAUUAGCUUGUAUGGUUAACUGCUCUUUGCAAGCUGCAAAUGAUGUUUUUCUCACGAUGGUCUUCCAAGCCUGAGGCUCUGACGACACUGCCUAAUGGCAACACUGAUGCAGUUAUAGAAGGGCUUUUGGCAUCUAUACUGAACAAAAAUAUAGAUGCAACAUGUUUCAUGCGCUGAAAUAAAAGAUCCCAGAAAUGUUCCAUAUGCACAAAAAGCUUAUUUCUCUAAAAUGCACAAAUUUGUUUAUAUCCCUGUUAGUGAGGAUUUUUCCUUUGCCAAGAUAAUCCAUCCACCUGUGGCAUAUCAAGAAGCUGAUUAAACAGCAUGAUCAUUACACAGGUGCACCUUGUGCUGGGUACAAUAAAGGGCCACUAAAAUGUGCAGUUUUGUCACAACACAAUGCAACGGAUGUCUCAUGUUUUGCGGGAGCGUGCAAUUGGCAUGCUGACAGCCGGAAUGUCCACCAGAGCUGUUGCCAGAAUUGAAUGUUCAUUUCUCUACCAUAAGCCACCUCCAACGUCGUUUUAGACAAUUUGGCAGUGCGUCCAACUGGCCUCACAACUGCAGACCACGUGUAACCACGCCAGCCCAGGGCCUCCACAUCCAGCUUCUUCACCUGUGGGAUCGUCUGAGACCAGCCACCCAGGCAGCUGAUGAAACUGAGGAGUAUUUCUGUCUAAAGCCCUUUUGUGGGGUAAAACUAAUUCUGAUUGGCUGGGUCUGGCUCCCCAGUGGGUGGGCCUAUGCCCUCCCAGGCCCACCCAUGGCUACGCCCCUGUCCAGUUGUGAAAUCCAAAGAUUAGGGCCUAAUGAUUUUAUUUCAAUUGACUGAUUUCCUUAUAUGAACUAACUCUGUAAAAUCGUUGAAAUUGUUGAAUGUUAUCUUAUAUUUUUGGUCAGUAAUAGUUUAUUUUUACCCAGGUUUGAGAGUUUUGGAAGGAGUUGCAGAGAACCUAACAUAUGUUGUUUCAACAGGCUAUUGAUGGCACUUACAUUGACAAGAAAUGCCCCUUCACUGGAAAUGUCUCCAUCCGUGGUCGUAUCCUCUCCGGUUAGUCUUUAAAUUUACUUGCUGUUCAUUGUUUUUGGUUUGGAUGUAAAACUUUAUUACCAACUGUUUUCUCACUGAACUGCAAAUGAUGUUUUUCUCACGAUGGUCUUCCAAGCCUUCUGGUUAUGACGACAACGCCUUAUGGCAUUACUGAUGCAACGACCCAAACCCCCUGCUCACCCUAUUCAACGGUCUACUCCUAUCCCUAGAUCAGUGCUUAGAUGUAUUCUAAGAUUGACCACACAUUGACCUGAUUCUGCCUUUUCAGGCGUGGUGACCAAGAUGAAGAUGCAGAGGACCAUCGUCAUCAGACGUGACUACCUGCAUUACAUCCGCAAAUACAACCGAUUUGAGAAGAGGCACAAGAACAUGUCUGUCCAUCUCUCACCUGCCUUCAGGUAAGAGGAUCCCUGUCAUACUGUUGAGCCUUUUCAACCUCUCUUCCUUACACAUGUUUUUUUCUCCAAAUUAAAUUGCUCGCCAGGCUGUAUCCAAUAAUGGGCUCAUCAUGCCUAGCUAGUGGCUUUCCUAUUGCAAGGAUGGCUGUAAUUCACUGUUACACUACAGUUGAAGUUCCAUUGAAUCAGAUUUGAUGUUGGCUGCAAAUGAUGUUUUUCUCACGAUGGUCUUCCAAGCCCAUGUGGCUCUGACGACACUGCCUAAUGGCAACACUGAUGCAGUUUGAACCUACCUAUCACAUGAGAUGGCACAGUGGUUUCCAGGUUUCUCAAUUUCCCUUGGAUUAUCUUGACGUUGUCAUACCUUGAACAGCAGUGCCUUGGUCACUUCAGGAUUAUGCUCCAAUAAUGCCCUCCUUUUCUCUGCAGAGACGUCUCGGUCGGAGACAUAGUUACCGUCGGAGAGUGCAGACCCCUCAGCAAGACUGUGAGGUUCAACGUCCUCAAGGUCACAAAGGCCGCUGGAGCCAAGAAGCAGUUCCAGAAGUUCUAA
This is a messenger RNA of Coregonus sp. 'balchen', 2273 nucleotides long. The record is from the annotation of a GenBank genome assembly. NCBI's taxonomy places the organism in Eukaryota, Metazoa, Chordata, Actinopteri, Salmoniformes, Salmonidae.